AUGGCAGGAUGCCGCUGCCGUGGUUGUACUUUCCCUUCUGUCACUCCUCGCCACACUUCUGCUUCAGCUGCAUUUUCUUUGAAGAGGAGCAGAGCCCGCAGGGCCGCGCGGGGCAUGGCCCAGAGUGUGGUCUAUGCCGACCUGAAGUUCGCGGCACGGCCGCCGUCCACCGCGCCCGACGACGAUGACAGUCCCUACGAGAACGUGUCACCGCUGGGGCUAGUGACAGCAGAGCCCAGCCCAGGGCGCUGGAGCCGGCCGUGGCGCGUCCCCACAGCGCUGCUGGUAGCCAGCCUGUUCCUGUUGCUGCUGCUGCUGGUGGCCGUGGUGGCCCUGGGCGUUUGCCACUGGCAGGUCACCCGCAGCCUGCAGGACUCCUCCCGUGAGCACAAGGCCGAGCAGGGCCGCCUGUCGCAGGAGCUGAGGGCGCAGGAGCAGAGCCUGGAGCAGACCCAGCUGGAGCUGGCGUGGGCCAGAGAGGAGCUGCAGCGCGCGUGGCACGAGGGCAACAUCAGCCAGCUGGAGCUGGACAGGCUGAGCCUGGAGCUGCGCCGCGUCACGGGGGUGCUGGGCAGGACAGAGAGGGAGAUGCAGGAGGUGCAGGGGAGGCUCAACAGCAGCGAGAGGGCCGUGAGCAGCCUGCGUGCCUGCGUGAACACAGAUUGCUGCCCCUGGGGCUGGGUACUCUUCAAGAGCAAGUGCCUCUACAUCUCGGUGACAAACAAGACCUGGGAGCAGAGCAGGGACGACUGUGAAGGGAGAUCUGCUCAGCUGCUGGUCCAGGAUGAGUGGUCACCACUGACAGUGCCGUAUUUUGUGCAUGCAUCUAAGGCGUACUACUGGAUUGGAGGAAAACCUCCUUAUGUGGCAAGGAGACCUAUGUGGACAGAGAGCAAACAUCCCUCGAAACGCCAUUCUCCAGACUGCUGGUCACUAGUCCUCGGGGAAAUGUGGAAUCAGCCAUGUAACAAACCCUACCCGUGGAUCUGCGAGAAAUCCCCAAAUCUGAGCCGUGUACCUGAGCUUCGUCCUCUUUUUCUGGCCGAGGACUGA
This is a messenger RNA of Melozone crissalis (California towhee), 1053 nucleotides long. Its product is annotated as B-cell differentiation antigen CD72-like. Gene Ontology annotation, cellular component: plasma membrane. NCBI's taxonomy places the organism in Eukaryota, Metazoa, Chordata, Aves, Passeriformes, Passerellidae. The record is from RefSeq and is a predicted model, not a curated record. Gene Ontology annotation, molecular function: transmembrane signaling receptor activity.